Molecule: messenger RNA, 2511 nt
Organism: Epinephelus moara (kelp grouper)
Lineage: Eukaryota; Metazoa; Chordata; Actinopteri; Perciformes; Serranidae
Product: tripartite motif-containing protein 16-like
Exons: 1
Coding region: 75-1736 (553 amino acids)
Molecular function (GO): protein binding; zinc ion binding
Source: RefSeq, a predicted model, not a curated record
UAAACAUCAGGGAAAUGAGCUGAGCCUUUAUAGAAAGUGAAACUUACUGACAUUCACUGUCGUCUAGAGGAGAAAUGGCGCAGCAAGUGUUUUUAGAUCGAGAAAACCUGAGCUGUUCAAUCUGUCUGGAUCUACUGAAGGAUCCGGUGACUAUUCCCUGUGGACACAGCUACUGCAUGAGCUGUAUUAAAGACUGCUGGGAUGAGGAGAAUGAGAAGAAGAAAGCACACAGCUGCCCUCAGUGCAGGCAGAGCUUCACACUGAGGCCUGACCUGGUGAAAAACACCAUGUUAGCAGAGUUAGUGGAGAAACUGAAGAAAGUUGGACUUCAUGCUGUUUCACCUGAUCAGUCCUUUGCAGGACCUGAAGACGUGGCCUGUGAUUUCUGCUCUGGGAUAAAGGUAAAAGCCUUCAAGUCCUGUCUGGUGUGUAUGGCCUCUUACUGUGAGCAACACCUGCAGCCUCACUACAAUGUAGCUCCGUUAAAGAAACACAAGCUGGUUGAAGCCACUUCAGAGCUGGAGGAGAACAUCUGCUCUCACCACGACGAGGUGAUGAAGAUCUUCUGCCGCACUGAUCAGCAGUGUAUCUGUUAUCUCUGCCUCAUGGAUGAUCAUAAAGGCCAUGACACAGUCUCAGCUGCAGCAGAGAGGGCUGAGAGGCAGACGGAGCUCGGGGUGAGUCGCCAAAGAAUCCAACAGAGAGUCCAGGACAGAGAAAAAGAUGUCAAGGUGCUUCAGCAGAGGGUGGAGGCUAUCAAUCUCUCUGCUGAUGAAGCUGUGAAGGACAGUGAGAAGAUCUUCACUGAUUUGAUCCGUCUCAUUGAGAAAAGGAGCUCUGAGGUGAAGCAGCAGAUCAGAUCCCAGCAGAAAACUCAAGUGAGUCGAGCUAAAAAACUUGAGGAGAAGCUGCAGCAGGAGAUCACUGAGCUGCAGAGGAAAGACACUGAGCUGGAGAAGCUCUCACGCACAGAGGAUCACCUGCAUUUCCUAAACAACUACCCCUCACUGUCACGUCUGAGAAAGUCUAAAGACUUACCCAGCAUGGUUAAGUCUCUGCGCUCUUUUAAGGAUGUGACAGCAGCGGUGUCAAAGGCCAGAGAUAAACUGCAGGCUGUUCUGAGUGAGGAGUGGACAAAGAUCUCACUGGCAGUGACUGAAGAGGAUGUUUUACUGCCUCAAGCAGAGCCCAGAACCAGAGCUGAAUUUAUGAAAUAUUCACAUCAAAUCACACUGGAUCCAAAUACAGCACACACACUUUUGUCACUGAGUGACAGUAACAGAAAAGCAACAUUAACAGCAGGACGCAAGUUUGAUUCGGUUAGAUUUCUUGAAAGUUGGCAGGUCCUGAGUAGAGAGGGUCUGACUGGACGUUGUUACUGGGAGGUGAAGUGGAGCGGGAGAGUUUUCAUAACAGUUGCAUACAAGGAUAUUAGCAGAACAGGGACUGUGUAUGAAUGUGGAUUUGGAUAUAAUGACAAAUCCUGGUCAUUAGAAUGUAACAGUGAUAGUUAUGAAUUCAGGCAUAACAACAUUGUUACUUCCAUCUCAGGCCCUCAGUCCUCCACAAUAGGAGUGUAUCUGGAUCACAGGGCAGGUACUCUGUCUUACUACAGCGUCUCUGAAACCAUGACUCUCCUCCACAGAGUCCAGACCACGUUCACUCAGCCUCUCUAUGCUGGAUUUUGGCUUCCAUAUACUGCUGGAAGCACAGCUGAGUUGUGUGAGCUCAAGUAGACAGGAGUUUAAAGAGUGAGUGAUCUGUGUUGCUGUAUGGUAAAUGUUAAGGUGUGUCUGCAGUGCAGAGAUCAAACAUAGUGGGUGAGACUGUGAUGUGUCAAUUCAAUGAAAUGGUGAAAUGAAAAAGAAAUCUUUUAUGCUACAUAUAGGGAUAUAUAGGGAUUAAAACUAUCUCUUUUAUUGAUAUGUUAUUCUUAAUAUGCUUGUAUGUUGUAUUUCGUUAUGUACUGUGCUUGGAAAAUUCUGCAUAUGCAAAAUGUCUGAUAAAAUCUAUUUUUUGUGUAUGGUUAAGUCUAUUUGGAUUUGGGUUUAUGAGCAUGCCGAAUGAAUGUGAUAUAAAGUUUAAUUUAUUUAUUUAGUUUCUUUUACUUGUACCAUGUCUUCAUUAUUGCAAUUUGUAAAAUGUAAUGUUUAUUUUUUGUCUACACGGCCUACUGCCGUCUAUGCUGCAUACUGUGCUGCUGUUGUACUGAUGUUAUACAAUCACAUUACCCUUUUAUUUCUUUUUAAAAUGCAGCAAAAAAGUUCUAGUACCAGAAAACUGGUAAAAUUUUAAAAACAUAACCCUCUGACAAUUAGCUUGCUUAUUAUCUUAUUAAUAGGGAAUGCAAGUGUCUUUACAUUGUAACAGUUUAAAGGAAACAUAGUCAUGAUUUUGCAAACUCACAUUAGGAAGAACAUGAAGAACUUGAAUGUAACCUUGUGAAAGUCUUUUGCUAAUCAUUUUUGAAAGAGUGCAUGACAACUAUGAAAAGAAUAAGUGAAUGUUAAA